Messenger RNA from Rotaria socialis, 1437 nucleotides. The record is from the annotation of a GenBank genome assembly. Lineage: Eukaryota; Metazoa; Rotifera; Eurotatoria; Philodinida; Philodinidae.
AUGCGACUUAUUCAAUUCAAUAGUGGUCUUCGUGUAGUAUUAAGAGACGUCCAACAAGAACAAACAGAGCCAUCACAAAGAUAUUAUCUUGUAUCACCACCAUUAUCACAACCACAAUCUGUACAUUAUUCAUCGAAUUCUUCUAUAGCUACAACAAGUUCAUCGAUUAAAUCGAAUACUUCUACUGGUACUAAUCAUGAAUACUAUAGUUACCGAAAGCAUGUGCCAUCAUCGCAUUCAACAAUUUAUUCUCAAUGUAAUCAAGUAAAAACACCUCCUGUCGUUAAUGCAAUACAAUCGUCAACGAUAAUCGUUGAGAGUCGACGCGACAAAAGUGAUUCGGGCCAUGUCAAUAUUCGUGAUGACGACGAAGGCCACUUGAUUUAUGUUCCAGGUGAUCUUCUGCAUCGUCAAUAUGAAAUUCGUCGAACACUCGGUGAAGGUACAUUUGGCAAAGUCGUCGAAGUUCGAGACCUACGAGGUGAUGGUAAUGCACGUUUAGCAUUGAAAAUAAUAAAAAAUGUUGAUAAAUAUCGUGAAGCGGCCCGGUUAGAAAUUAAUGUACUGAAAACAAUCAAAGAAAAAGAUCCCGAUUGUGUUAAUUUAUGUGUUUCAUUGCUUGAUUCAUUUGAUUACUAUGGUCAUAUGUGUAUUGCUUUUGAUAUGCUAGGUUUAAGUGUCUUUGAUUUUUUAAAAGAAAAUAAUUAUAUUCCAUAUCCAAUCGAUCAAGUUCGUCAUAUUUCAUACCAAUUAUGUCUUGCAGUCAAAUUUCUUCAUGAUAUUUCUUUGACACAUACAGAUUUAAAACCUGAAAAUAUUCUUUUUGUCAAUUCGGAUUAUAAUGUCGUUUACAAUCAUCGAAAAAGACGAGAUGAACGUAUUGUAUGUCGCACAGAUAUAAAAGUAAUUGAUUUUGGUUCUGCAACAUUCGAUUGGGAACAUCACUCAACAAUUGUUUCAACUCGACAUUAUCGUGCACCAGAAGUUAUACUUGAAUUGGGAUGGUCUCAACCUUGUGAUGUUUGGAGCGUCGGUUGUAUUUUAUUUGAACUCUAUCUUGGUUUUACUCUCUUUCAAACUCAUGAUAAUAAAGAACAUUUAGCGAUGAUGGAACGCAUACUCGGUCCUAUUCCAUAUCGAAUGGCAAAACAGUCAAAAAAAACGAAAUAUUUCUACCAUGGCCGAUUGGACUGGGAUGAACGUAGUUCAGCUGGUCGUUAUGUUCGAGACAAUUGUAAACCGUUAAGACGUUAUAUGAUGAGUGACGAAGCAGAUCAUCAGCAGUUAUUUGAAUUGAUUGAAAAAAUGCUCGAAUACGAUCCAAAACGACGAAUAACAUUGAUUGAUGCUCUUCGACAUCCUUUUUUCGAACGUCUUCUGCCUGAACAACGUAUUAAUGAUGUUCUUUCAAACGCAAAUGCAUCUGCUAGUUCUUGA